GCGUUGUGCGUCGGCUGACAUCUUUAGUCGACGCGAUGGCUGAGUAUUUAGCUUCAAUUUUUGGUACAGAAAAGGACAAAGUAAAUUGCUCCUUUUACUUCAAAAUCGGAGCUUGCCGUCACGGUGAUCGAUGCUCUCGCAUACAUAACAAACCUACUUUCAGUCAAACAUGCCUGCUACAGAAUUUGUACGUAAAUCCUCAGAAUUCUGCGAAGAGUGCCGAUGGCUCUCAUUUGGUGGCCAACGUAUCCGACGAAGAGAUGCAGGAGCAUUACGACAACUUCUUCGAGGAUGUAUUCGUUGAAUGCGAAGAUAAGUACGGUGAAAUUGAAGAAAUGAACGUGUGCGAUAACCUCGGGGAUCAUCUCGUCGGUAACGUUUACAUCAAAUUCCGAAAAGAAGAGGAUGCUGAGAAAGCAGUCAAUGAUUUAAACAAUCGUUGGUUUGGAGGAAGACCAGUUUACGCUGAAUUGUCGCCAGUAACCGAUUUUAGGGAAGCUUGCUGCCGACAGUAUGAAAUGGGCGAAUGCACAAGAUCAGGAUUCUGUAAUUUCAUGCACUUGAAGCCAAUCUCACGCGAAUUGAGGCGUUAUCUCUACAGUAGAAAGAAGGGCGCGAAAUGCGGAGUAGGGGGCGGAAGAUCGUCAAGAUCUCGUUCACGGUCUCGUGCUCGAAUGAACGAGCAAAAAAAGAAAAGGUCUCGUUCUCGAGACAGGAGGUCAAGGUCCAAGGAACGAAGAAACAAGGGUGGAGGCGGCAGGGAAGACAAAGGACGUGAUGGUCGAUCAGGCCGGUAUUAAAAUGCCCUUCUCCUCUGAUUAAGUCACUCUAAUUUUUAAUUUUUAAUUUUUCCAAGAGCAGAACAAAGCAGAGGUAUUAUUAUGUAGUAUCUUAAUGUUGCGUGUGCAAGUUGCUCUCAAGCAAUUUACCAUAUAUAUAUAUUAAAAAAAAAAACUGUUUACCGAAAGUCGAAUUUCGGGCCGAAUUUUAAUCGAGAUUACGAUUUUAUUUGUAUAGGCAACCAGUUUAUUUAAUUGACUUUUUGAAUCGGAUUUUAUUUUAAUAAGUAACUUAAAUUGACUGUUUUUUCUAGAAAUGAUUGAGUAAAUAAAGUAAUGAUCG
Molecule: messenger RNA, 1122 nt
Organism: Belonocnema kinseyi
Lineage: Eukaryota; Metazoa; Arthropoda; Insecta; Hymenoptera; Cynipidae
Product: splicing factor U2af 38 kDa subunit-like
Exons: 5
Coding region: 36-800 (254 amino acids)
Biological process (GO): mRNA splicing, via spliceosome
Cellular component (GO): spliceosomal complex; U2AF complex
Molecular function (GO): metal ion binding; pre-mRNA 3'-splice site binding
Source: RefSeq, a predicted model, not a curated record